CAACCGACUGGGCCCAUAACUUUUUUAUCAACAAUCACCCCCCGAUUCUCUAGCCUCAUAAUCAACAUACGCUUCCCGGUAUCAUAUUGUUGCAGAGAGUCGCUGGUUUAAUCUACAAUGGCGGACAUUGAAGAGCGUAUACGUGGCUACAGCAAUUCAUUUGAAGGUCUUCUUUCGCUAGUACCGGAGAAUACAGGAGAUUCGUCACACUUGAAGAGGAAGCAGACAAAGGAGGAGUUAAAGAAGGCCAAAAAGGCUAAGUUAGAUUCUGGAUCAACAGUGGAGGGGGCGCCGGCGAAGGUGGAACAAAGUGAUGAGAAGACUGAGGGAGGGGAUGAGACUCGGAAAAAAACUAAGAUGCCGAGGAAAAAACGGGAGAAGAAGCCGAAGGUUGUCGUUCAGAGUAUCGGGCCUAGAAGGGGUGGCGAGAUAGAGGUUAGGGAGGUUUCGAAGACCGCUGUUGCUAAAGCUACACUAGCUUCGGAGAUUCAGUCAAAUGCAAAUCGAUCAUCUAAUCCGACACUGUCAGGGGUUGGAUACGAGACAACAGGUAACGAGUCGGGAAGUGACGUUGAUGUGCAGAUGGAUUCCGGGGACUCCACUCCACAUUCUCAGUCGACCGCCAUCACCUCCCCGGAUACUGGCGAGUUAGCAUCUGCAAGAGCGUCUGAAGUCGAACUUGAUGCCGUAUUAAGAGCCGAGAAACGUGCCCUCCUCGUAGCGCGCAUCGAAGAACUACGUGCACGGCGGCAAGCUGCCGACGGGACUGGAGCAAAGAACCGCCAGGAGCUAAUGGAAAUCCGGCGGAAAAAGGAACAGGCCAGAAAGGAGCGAAAGAAGCAACAACGUCUAGAAGCCAAAGCUGUGGAGGAAGCAAAACGCAAGGAGGCACAAGCUGUAGUAGCAGGGUCAGCUGAUGGUAAAGGAGGGACUCCUCCAUCACGACAGGAGCAGCUGAAAAAGGGUCUCGUCAACAACUUCUCCUUCAGCGCUGUCACAUUUGACGACGGACAGGAACUCGAUGCUGCCCUUACAGACUUUAAGAAAGCCCGAAAAUCGAAGGGACCCACUGAUACCCUCGGGCAAUUGAAGCAUGUUGAGGCGAAGAAAGCUCGUAUACAAACUAUGGCUCCGGAAAAGCAGGCAAAGGUCGAGGAGAAGGAACUCUGGAGUAAAGCGCUUAAGCAAGCUUCUGGGGAAAAAGUUCGCAACAAUGAGCAGCUACUGAAGAAGUCGCUUAAACGGCAGGAGCAGGUUAAGAGAAAGUCUGAGCGUGAAUGGAAAGAACGCAUCGAAAAUGUCGCGAAAUCCAAAGCCACGAAGCAAAAGAGGCGCGAAGACAACCUUGCCGCAAGAAGAGAACAGAAGAAGGCCGGAAAGCUAGGCAAGAAGAUGCAAAUGAAGAAAAAGAAGAAGGGUGCCCGACCCGGCUUUGAAGGGAGUAUGAAGAGCAAGCCUAGUGGAGGAGGGGGCAGACACCCAAAGAAGGGAGGAAAGAAAUAGAAAUUCAUAUAUUAUAUCAUUGCUUCUUUUGCAUGCUUAGGAUGGGUGGGAGUGGGGUUGAAUGGGUUAAAUCUUCUUUUUGGAUGUUUGAUCUAGGACAGCUGUUCCCAAUAAUAUUCAAGGAAGGCGGGGUGUGAAGAGUGAGAGAAGGGAAAUGUGUUGGCAUCCCUCUCAGUUUAUAUCCUGUAAGUAUCUGCGGGAGUUAGUACUUGUACCUAGAUCUUCCAGUCACGUCCUGGAGCAGAACACACUACGGUAUUAGCGCCGCCCC
Molecule: messenger RNA, 1774 nt
Organism: Tuber melanosporum (Perigord truffle)
Lineage: Eukaryota; Fungi; Ascomycota; Pezizomycetes; Pezizales; Tuberaceae
Exons: 4
Coding region: 118-1503 (461 amino acids)
Biological process (GO): ribosomal small subunit biogenesis; ribosomal large subunit biogenesis
Cellular component (GO): nucleolus
Molecular function (GO): RNA binding; DNA binding
Source: RefSeq, a predicted model, not a curated record